GUUGGGUAGCUAAAUGUUUUAACUACAAACACAUGAAUAAAGUGACCAGAUUACAAUGCAAUCAAACCUACUAGGCAAAAUACAUUGCUGCUUUCUGUAGAUAAAGGACAUAAGCUAAAGAAUUCAUGUGAAGAAAAUUCAAAGCAAUAGGUCAUUCCGCAAAUGCCCCCAAAUUAAAGCGAUUUCCCCACCAAGAUAAGGCUCCAAACCACCUCUCUUCAUUACCAAGCUGCCUCUCUCAACUCCAACCAAAACCAUUUUGUAUAAAUUCAGCAGCAUUGCCAAAGAAAAUCCUGAAGAUAUGGCAGCCCAAAAGCCGGUGGAGAUUGGCACCAGAGGCACUGUUGGAUCCCUCAUAAUGCAAGAAAUCGAAUACUUCAGUCGGCUUGAGAUAGGCCGCAAAGAUUGCUCUCAGAAGCCUCAGUGUAAGAUUGCAGAUGCCAUUUCCUCUGGUAGUCAUUCCAUACCAAAGUUUGGCAUUAUGAUCAAGGCCCAGAAAAAGAAGAAGAGAGGCAGCAGGCUCCUACCAAGCAUGUGUUCGAUAGUGGAAGUUGCAGACAGCAAUCAGCCAAAUGGGAUUUCUGGGUUCACUUACAGGAAUCUGAAGGCUGAUGUAAAGAAGCUGCAGCUUUAGAUCAUGCUCUCAGAGAGCUUAGAGAAGCCAAGCUUCUUGAGUCGAUUAGUUAUAGGACUAGACCAUGCUCUAUCUGUGUUACCACAUUUUAUGUCAACAAUCUCCACAGAUCCUUUCUUCUC
This is a messenger RNA of Vitis vinifera (wine grape), 756 nucleotides long. RefSeq lists its product as uncharacterized. The record is from RefSeq and is a predicted model, not a curated record. NCBI's taxonomy places the organism in Eukaryota, Viridiplantae, Streptophyta, Magnoliopsida, Vitales, Vitaceae. The transcript has a single exon. Bases 302 to 634 code for a protein of 110 amino acids.